AUGCUCCAAGCAGGAGUGAUUUUGGGGUGCAAGAAGAAAAAAAGUCGUAAUAAAGUUGGGCCUUUAAAGGUUAAUGGGCUCAUGGUGAGGAGGGCUCAGUCAAUUGGGGAACUGGACUUUGACGUAGGCCCUUUAAAGAAGAGCCUAGUUUCAACAUUAAGUCAAGAUAAAUAA
Sphenostylis stenocarpa is the source of this 174-nucleotide messenger RNA. The record is from the annotation of a GenBank genome assembly. Lineage: Eukaryota; Viridiplantae; Streptophyta; Magnoliopsida; Fabales; Fabaceae.